AGGGAGGAUACCGUCCCUUAUAAAGCGGGACUGGGUCAAGUUCAAGUGAAUUGGGUCUAGUCAUUAGGGGAAGGGGGAGGGAGUCUAUUCCAACCAUUGUGGGCCAUCUCGUCAUGUGUUUGUUUUGUUUCUCUUUCACUCUUACUCAUUGUCAGAUGGUUUUCUUUCUUAUUCCUCUGUGGGCUUCCGAGGACAGUACAUUUUCUUUGCUCGCAAUCUCGUGUUUUUGGAUAUUACCAGCUUGCCAGAAGGGGCAUAGUUCUCGGACAGGUCCAUCCUUGGUUCACUCCGCCGUGGUUUAUUCCCGACUCGUCCGGCGUUUGUCCUAUGCCAGAGAUAGCGACGCUUUAGGCGGCUGUCCACUCGGUCAGUACUGUAACUACAUGAUUGUCUCCGACUGGACGAUUUCUGGGCUCUUCUGUGAGGCUUAAUGUACCUAAAACUCUGUAACUCUGCUGCCUUAUGUUCCCCGUAUCAUCCAUAAGAGGCCUGGGUGUUGGGAGAGGGUUGAUAAUCUGUG
Molecule: messenger RNA, 520 nt
Organism: Aspergillus eucalypticola CBS 122712
Lineage: Eukaryota; Fungi; Ascomycota; Eurotiomycetes; Eurotiales; Aspergillaceae
Exons: 1
Coding region: 114-431 (105 amino acids)
Source: RefSeq, a predicted model, not a curated record